Molecule: messenger RNA, 435 nt
Organism: Hyaloscypha bicolor E
Lineage: Eukaryota; Fungi; Ascomycota; Leotiomycetes; Helotiales; Hyaloscyphaceae
Product: Elf1-domain-containing protein
Exons: 4
Coding region: 1-435 (144 amino acids)
Biological process (GO): transcription elongation by RNA polymerase II
Cellular component (GO): transcription elongation factor complex
Molecular function (GO): RNA polymerase II complex binding
Source: RefSeq, a predicted model, not a curated record
AUGGGCAAACGCAAGAAGGCUGCCAAGAAGCCCCAGGGCCCAAGAAAGGCGCAGAACGAACCGCUACCCACCGUAUUCCCGUGCCUCUUCUGCAACCACGAGAAAUCAGUGAGCGUCAAGCUGGAUAAGAAAGCGGGUGUUGGCGCGCUCUCGUGCAAGGUCUGCAAUCAACAGUUUCAGUGCGCUAUCAAUUACCUUUCUGCGGCGGUCGAUGUAUACUCGGAUUGGGUUGAUGCUUGCGAUGCGGUAGCUAAGGAGGAUGUUGAGGAGGGGGCUGGAGGAGAAUAUGCGCCGUCGCGUCCCGCGGCGGGUAGACCGGGUGGAGGAAGGGCGAGAGAUGACGAUGAGGACUUGGAGGAUCUUAUUGAUGAUGAGGGUGAGGAUGCUGGUGGUUACGGGGGGGACGGGGUUGUUGCGGAUGAUGAAGACUACUAG